Molecule: messenger RNA, 5646 nt
Organism: Stegastes partitus (bicolor damselfish)
Lineage: Eukaryota; Metazoa; Chordata; Actinopteri; Pomacentridae
Gene: dusp7
Product: dual specificity phosphatase 7
Exons: 3
Coding region: 104-1258 (384 amino acids)
Biological process (GO): negative regulation of MAPK cascade; peptidyl-tyrosine dephosphorylation
Cellular component (GO): cytosol; cytoplasm
Molecular function (GO): MAP kinase tyrosine/serine/threonine phosphatase activity; MAP kinase tyrosine phosphatase activity; protein tyrosine/threonine phosphatase activity
Source: RefSeq, a predicted model, not a curated record
UUUUUGUAUUUUUUAUUUUUUCGUUCCUUUCCCCCCUUUUUUUUCUAUUCUGUUGUGUUGUUUUCAUGUGGCAACAGGGGGCAGGCGGAUUAACGUUUCCCUGAUGAAAAUUAAUCAUCUGUGGAGAGGCUCCGUGAUCGUGACUAUGAUGAUGAUGUCGAGUAAGAGCGUGGAGUGGCUGCAGGAGGAGCUGGAGUCCGGGGCCGGCGCGCUGCUGCUGCUCGACUGCAGACCCCAUGAGCUGUACGAGUCCUCGCACAUCGAGUCGGCCAUCAACCUGGCCAUCCCGGGCCUCAUGCUCCGCAGGCUUAAGAAGGGCAACCUCCCCAUCCGCUCCAUCAUCCCCAACAACGAGGACAAGGAGAAAUUCGCCAAGCGCUGCAAGACGGACGUGGUGGUCCUGUACGACGAGGCGACCUCGGAGCGGCAGGAGUCCGGGCUGGGGAGCUCCGUGCUGGGGCUGCUGCUGCAGAAGCUCCGGGACGACGGCUGCAAGGCUUUCUACCUGGAGGGAGGCUUCAACAAGUUCCAGUCUGAGUACCCCGAGCACUGCGAGACCAAUUUGGACUGCUCCUGUCCCAGCAGCUCCCCACCAGCUUCCGUCCUCGGCCUUGGGGGACUCCGCAUCAGCUCCGACUGCUCGGAUGGAGAAUCUGACCGCGAGCCGGGCAGCGCUACCGAGUCGGAGGGCAGCCCCCUCCCCAACAACCAGCCAGCGUUCCCUGUCCAGAUCCUGCCGUACCUUUACCUGGGCUGUGCCAAAGAUUCCACCAACCUGGAUGUGCUCAGCAAGUACAACAUCAAGUACAUCCUCAACGUGACGCCCAACCUGCCCAACAUGUUCGAACAUGAAGGGGACUUCAAGUACAAACAGAUCCCUAUCUCUGAUCACUGGAGCCAGAACCUCUCACAGUUUUUCCCCGAGGCCAUUUCAUUUAUCGACGAGGCUCGCUCCAAAAAGUGCGGCAUCCUGGUCCACUGCCUGGCGGGGAUCAGCCGCUCAGUCACCGUCACCGUGGCCUACCUGAUGCAGAAGCUCAACCUGUCGCUCAACGACGCCUACGACUUCGUCAAGCGGAAAAAGUCAAACAUUUCCCCAAACUUUAACUUCAUGGGCCAGCUCCUGGACUUUGAGCGGACACUGGGCCUGAACAGCCCCUGCGACAACCACUCGACCUCCCCUACGCACGACCAGCUCUUCUUCACCACCCCGACCAAUCACAAUGUGUUUCAACUGGACACCCUGGAGUCCACAUGAAAAUCAGACUCUCGACUGUCCCCCUUUUUUUGUUAAAGGGGGGGGAAGUGGUCAAGGUGGUGUUGUUACCAUGGUAACCAGUGGCUGCAUUGCAGGAAAAGCAGCCAGUUUUAAUGAAUGUUUUAGCCUCCCGACGCUUGUUGUCUGAGAGCCUGGCCACGGAGCAGCGUUGGAGCAACAGGAGGGGUCACUGAUGCCACGUUAAAGGGGACAGGGAGUGUUUUUGUUUAUUUGAACCCAGAGAAGGGAACUGUAGGUUUACAAUGGCGUUCUCCUCUGCAUUGAUUGAAAUCGAGGAACAAAACUCCCCGACUGACUUGUCUUGUCUUGUUCUGGAAGAGCAGGGGAGACCUAACUGACUGAGAAACUGAACGGUCGCAGCAGGACGGACAGCUUUACACAAAGAAAAGGUUCAUAUACAGCGCUCGAUUUAUGAGAUGACAGCAUCCUCUCUGUCUUUCUGUCUCGGCUCGCGAGCUGAGCUGACUGGUGCCAAGUGGAGAAUCUGGGAUUUACUCAAAGGAAAUCUCGCUCUACUGAAUGUAGAGUUUUCAAAAACCAAGGAAUUAACACACAUUUUUGCGCACACACAUACACACACAAACAAAGUAUGUAUGUUUGUACUGUAUGUACUGUAUGUAUGUUAACGUACAUAGCAGAAAAUGUAUGGGCAGUCCUUAACAAAUUCAGUAUGUCUAUAUGCAUUUUUGUAUAUUUUUAUGUACAUUUACGCACAGAUCUAUACCUUAUAUAAAUAUAUACGCAUAGAAAUCUUAUCUUUGUCCAAAAACAAAGUAAUCCAAUCCAAUGAUGGCUUAAGAGAUUGUAAAACUAAAGAAGGGGAAUGGGUGUUGAGGUAGUCCUAGUUGUCUUCUUUUUUUGUGUGUGUUUUUUUUUCAGUUUUGUUUUUCUUUAGGUUUGUAAUGACCUAAUGCAGUUUGCACAGUGGUGUAGCCAUUGACUUGCUGGCACUUGGAGCCGGUGCUGGAAGCAGGCAGAUAAAGAGACAUUCAGAGAAGAGGAGUGGAUAGAGGAGAGGCCAGUCCCAGGCUGCGACAAGUCCUGACAGCUGCACGGCGCCGUGGGGAGGGAGCAGGAACUGGGCCCUGAGCGGAGGAGCAGGGGUUAGGCCUGGGUUAGAGGUUAGAACGGACGGCGGCAUGGGGUUAGGAAUCAUUUAAACCGGGGUUGAGGGUCGGGUGAGAAUGCUGCUGUAGAUAUGACGCUUGGCCAACUAUUUUCAAGUGCGGUUGCCAGGUCCUUCUUCCUUCCCCGUAUGACUGUUCAUCCAGUUGCUGAACAAGAAGUACCAGUUGUUUCCACCAGCUGUUCACAUUAUUUUAAGUGUUUGUUUCAUUUCGGUUAAAAUUCUGAACUUCCGUGGUUACUUCAUCACGACAGUUGUCUAACCGGUAUGUUUCACCAUAACUGGUUUUCUAACAGCUCUUAGCUUUUGUUCUGUGCAGACGCUUCAGUGAGACGUUAGUGGUUAAGGAUGGGGGAGAGUUAUUUUAGCAGCCUCAGGCGAAGAAGUACCUCAGCCUUCUUAUAUAACCUACAUUACAAACAUCCUGUUGCCACAGGAGUGACUUGUUCAGUUUGUUGGCCUGUUUUAGGUUCAUUCUAGAGAGAUUUGCCAAAAAGGACUUCAGGACUGUGAUUGUAAACUGGUCUCUGUGUUGGAUUCUGGUGUCCUGGACUGGGACUGGCCUCAGCUACAGACUGCACUUACUUACUUCAAUCACUUCAUGUCCCUUAAUGGCAUCGGAGGAAACUGAAAACAGAAGCUCUUUCUUAGUAGGGAUCCCCCAUUUCGUCAAACAAAGAUUUGUCUGAGUCGAUUCACCCUUAAGCCUUGGGUAUAUUAUAUGAAAGAUAUAUUAAACACAAAUGAAUAUAUAUAAAUAUAUAUAAUAGAGCUAAUAGUGAACAGAUCUAUAUUAUUUUGUAUACCUGAGCAUGCUGUGGUGCUGUAUGCUCUCUAACAGUAGACGUAACCACGGGUUGGAUGUUGCUUUACCAGGUGGAAAGACAAAACAAUGAGGACUGUUUUUUUAACCGCUGUUGCUGCUGAACACAGCGGCACACAGCAUGUGGUCAAAGCGUUUUCUGAGGCACUGUCCACAUCUGUAGCACCUAAACUAAAAGGGGAAAUUAUGGUUGAAAAAAUAUUAUGGGAGAAUCCUGCAGUGAUUUUAAGAAAGAUGUUUUUUUUUUUUUUUUUUUAAUGGGGCUAAAUUCUCCUCUGCUGCAGUAUUUUUUUCUCCUAAUUGGCUUUCCACUUAUGGAUGGAAUAACAAUUACAUGAAUUUGACUUAAGGUAACAUCUGUAGGUACAAUGGGCCUCAUGAAAGAACAUUUUCAUUUUCUUCUUCUUGAGCAAACAUGUUGUAAUCGUUCAGUUUAAGGUUUCAUGUGUGAAAAUGCCACAUUAUGGGAGUGUCACACCGCAGGAGGCACAAGUCGGAAAUCAGCAGAAUCAAACAGGAUAAAUUGAGCAAUGACAAUAUUUGCAUUAUGAGACCUGAAAAAGAGAAAUAGCUUAUUAUUACAGUAUUAUUACAGUUGUUUGUAGUGUGACAGAAACAAUGCCAAAUGAGAGAAUAGCGUAACGCUGCAGGUGGCAGGUGGAACAGAGGAUAUUUAGCCUGACAGUCACCAGCAUAAAGACACUGAGGCAGCUGUUGGAAGCAGUGACAAGAAGAAUAUUUUUUACUGAUCUUAUUUGAUAUCAGUAACAUAUGUAGUCUCCAAAUUCAUAAUGUAUUAUAAUAGGCCAGUAAGUGUUUUUCCACUUGUGGAGAAAUGGCUCCAAUGAGUUUAUUAGAGAUGUUUACAUCACCUACAGGGCUCCUGCAGGCCUUCAGUUCUCUUAAAACACAAUGACCAAGAUGUUCCUUAAAAGUGCUUUUUGCAUGAGGCCCAAUGUGUACCGCAAACUACGCAAAUUUCAAAGGUGUGGACGGAGUCUAAACAGAAACAAAGAACUGGGUUUUGGAGGGCACAGCAGUUGAAUCUGAAGAGGGUUGGUUUUAGCUGGCCUUAUAUAAUCUUUCUAACUUGUUUCUAAUGCUGACUGUUCAAUACUCUUUGUAUCUCACUUUAGAAAAAAAAGCAUUGUGUGUAGAAAAAAAAUACGUUUGUUAUCUGUUAUUUGAACAAGAACACGGUCAUAACAGACGGCAAACUGUCUUUUUACCGUAACGGGUCACACGAGGUCCUCUUUGUUACUCUGCAAUAUAUCAAAACACCCUUUUUGCAGUAUUUUGUAGAUCUACGACCUCAAACAUUUUUAAAUUCUUCUUCUUUUGUACUAUAUCUAUUCUAUAUAACUUUGCAAGAUCCAGCUCGAUUAUGGCUUAUGGACUGAAGUAACAUUUCACCUGGGGUGUCCAAAAACAUAGGGCCAGCGUGUCCGCUACCAACGCUGAAAGAGGCCCUCGCAAACACACACAGACACACACACAGCUUCACACAGCUGUGGUUCAGCAUGCCACUUAUGUUUCACAAUAGACAAUUACACCACCCGGCUUAAAGAAUUACAAGGUAUUUUUCCGUCUUGUUUUGAUAUAAUGUGCUCUAUGCUAUUCCUGUGGCCUUUCAAUAUGAAUAUAUAUCUCAGUAUAUAUAUGUUAUGAAUUUAUAUGCAAAAGUUCCUCUCCUAUUAUAGCAUCAGAGAUGAAAAUAAUACUACCAAGCUUGAAUGGAUUUUUCCUCGUCUGGAGUCAUAUCCCACUUACAAUAAGAAAAAAAACACUGAGGACUUGAUCACUUGCACCCUAGGAUUGAAAUAUAUUUCAGUACAGAGCUUUUCUAUUUAAAAAAAAAAACAAAAAAAGAAUACAGUUGAUUUCAAGCUGCUUUCUUGUGGGUUUCUUUUGUGUGUCUUUGUAACAAUGAAAGAGAAAUCAAGUUCUCUGUUUGUAAAUUUGCCAGAUCACGGGAACGGGCGUUUCUGUGUCCUUAAACUUGUAGCUACAUCUUUGGUAAGAAUGUUGCUUCGAGAGAGAAAGACGUGAAUGAGCGAGAGCAGAGCCCGAGGAGGGAGGCGGUGGCAGCGUGAGAUACAAAGUGAAAGAAAAAGUGAAUGAUUUUAAAAAUGUUACCUCAGUGAGGAAUUUUUCAGGGAUUUUUUUGACAAUGCAUCUUGCAUCGUGUUACAGCUUCAAAGUCACGUUGAAUAGCUGUUUUGUAUUGUGCUGUAGACAGUUUUUAAAAAAAAGAUGCAAUCUGUCUGUGUAUAAAAACAAGGGGCAUGUUAACCGGGGCAGUUUCACCUUUCUGUCUACUGAAGGAAAUACGAUUGACCCUAUGUAUUGUACAGUAUAUAAAAACAACACAAGACAUGUUUAUACCGCAAAUAAAUAUUGAAAUAUUUUUUUCUUUAA